CUCAGAAUUCUUCCUCAUGGGCCUCUCAGAUGAUCCAGAACUGCAGCCCCUCCUCUUUGUCCUGUUCCUGUCCAUGUACCUGGUCACCGUGUUGGGGAACCUGCUCAUCAUCCUGGCUGUCACCUGUGACUCCCACCUCCACACCCCCAUGUACUUCUUCCUCUCCAAUCUGUCCUUGGCUGACAUCGGUUUCAUCUCCACCACCGUCCCCAAGAUGAUUGUGGGCAUCCAAACUCACAGCAGAGUCAUCUCCUAUGAAGGUUGCCUGACUCAGAUGUGUAUUUUUAUCAUUUUUGUAUGUAUGGAUGACAUGGUUCUGACCGUGAUGGCCUAUGACAGGUUUGUGGCCAUCUGUCAUCCACUGCACUACCUGGUCAUCAUGAAU
Vicugna pacos (alpaca) is the source of this 385-nucleotide messenger RNA. NCBI's taxonomy places the organism in Eukaryota, Metazoa, Chordata, Mammalia, Artiodactyla, Camelidae. The record is from RefSeq and is a predicted model, not a curated record.